GAAACAGAGGGUGGAGCCAGCGUGCCUGUUUUCUGUAGCUGCUUCAGCUUGGCAGCCGCAGUUGCGAUCGAGACGUUACAAGCUGUGUGAUUUGCGAAUGGAAUAACAGGAUUGUAGUGGACCGUAUAAAAAAACACAAACAGUGUGACCAAAAUAUAAAUAAACUAUCAGCACUCUCAUAUUACGUGCGUAGAAAGAAUUUUUAAAAGAAGCAGCGCAUUACAGGAAUAUCACUUGUGCAAUUUAAGUGGUAUUUACUCACCUUUUCAUCUUUUUCGGAUUAAAACAAUCUUAUACAUUGUUAAUGGAUAGCGAGAAGUACUUGCCGGAGCUGAUGGCGGAGAAGGACUCUCUGGACCCAUCCUUCCUUCACGCUUUGCGUUUGGUCAAUCAAGAGAUUGAGAAACUACAGAAGGAUGAAGAAAAGGAAGAUGAAAAGUUUAUUGAUGUGGUAAUCAACAAGAACAUGAAGCUGGGACAGAAAGUCUUAAUUCCUGUCAAACAGUUCCCCAAAUUCAAUUUUGUUGGGAAACUUCUUGGUCCACGUGGAAAUUCUUUAAAAAGGCUCCAAGAAGACACUCUUACAAAAAUGUCCAUUUUAGGAAAGGGUUCUAUGAGAGAUAAAGAAAAAGAGGAAGAACUCCGAAAAAGCGGUGAAGCUAAAUACCAGCAUCUCAAUGAAGACCUCCAUGUUCUCAUUGAAGUCUUUGCUCCUCCUGCUGAAGCUUAUGCCAGAAUGGGACAUGCUCUGGACGAGAUAAAAAAAUUCCUGAUUCCUGAUUACAAUGAUGAAAUCAGACAAGCACAACUUCAAGAGCUGACAUAUCUAAAUGGAGGGUCUGAGGAAUCGGAAGCACCAGCUGUGAGGGGAAAACCAGUUGCAAGAAGCAGAGGAACUACAGGGCUUGCCAGGGGCCGAGGAGGGGUCCCAUCACCCCAAGCAGGUGUGCCCCGUGGAGCUCCAGCCCCCAGAGGCUCUUUACCUGGUCGAUUACCAGCAACCCGGACACGUGGUAUUCCUGCUCCGAGAGCUCGAGGUGUGCCACCUCCAGUCGGAUUCAGACAUCCCCCACCUCCAGCCCAUGAGACCUAUGGAGAAUAUGAUUACGGUGAUGGCUAUGGAGCAGUCUAUGAUGAUGAAGGGUUUGACUCUUAUGACAACAGUUAUGGUGAUCAGGUAGAAAGUGCCAGUGAUUAUUAUGAUUAUGGGCAUGGCAUCAGUGAAGAUUUGUAUGAUUCUUAUGGCCAGGAAGAAUGGACUAACAAUCGGCACAAGGCUGUUUCAGCAAGGAUAACAAAAGGAGUUUACAGAGAGCAGCCAUACUCCAGAUACUGAACUCUGAGAUUAACUCUCCCGACCAAGUCCCAUAUGCUGUUCAAAGUAAUGGGUUUUUCUAUGAACAAUCCCUCAUUUUUAUUACAAACAUAAACACAAUGUUUUGAACUGCUUAAGAACGAGUCUGAAGUGAUGGAUUGAAUUUAAGUAUGGAGCCACCCAAGCUAUCGAUGAGACAUCUAAUAAAACACACUUUUCAAGGAAUAAAAUGUAUGUUGAAAAAAAUAAACUAACCAUUUAUUAUUAACUAGUUUAAAAGACAAGAAUAGAUUUGCUAGCUGUAGCUUUUUCUUUCUAAAACUGUUACUUUAACUUGUAAUGUAGUAAUCUUUUUUAAUCUUUCAGGAUUGUGAGAAAUAAAUACUUCUUUAAUUUUAAUUAUUUGGGGAAGGGGAGCUGCUUAAAAAGUUGACGGGACUAGUUUUUUUUUUUUGUUUUGUUUCCUUUCCUGUUCCCUUGUAAAUCUAUUUAAACAGGACACACAAAAAAUAUAACCUCAACAAAAAAAUAAUGUUGUAUUCUUUUUUGUAACUGAAAUAUAUAACUGUUCUGUAGUGUUGAGCAAAAAAAGAUCAUUCUUGCUUAAUGCUAAAUAAAACUUUUGAAAAAAUAAAA
Messenger RNA from Erpetoichthys calabaricus (reedfish), 1951 nucleotides. RefSeq names its product KH domain containing, RNA binding, signal transduction associated 3 (gene khdrbs3). Gene Ontology annotation, biological process: regulation of alternative mRNA splicing, via spliceosome. The transcript is spliced from 9 exons. Gene Ontology annotation, cellular component: nucleus. Gene Ontology annotation, molecular function: mRNA binding. The coding region runs from base 305 to 1336 and encodes 343 amino acids. NCBI's taxonomy places the organism in Eukaryota, Metazoa, Chordata, Cladistia, Polypteriformes, Polypteridae. The record is from RefSeq and is a predicted model, not a curated record.